Messenger RNA from Biomphalaria glabrata, 2078 nucleotides. RefSeq names its product UPF0047 protein YjbQ-like. The record is from RefSeq and is a predicted model, not a curated record. The transcript is spliced from 7 exons. The coding region runs from base 43 to 495 and encodes 150 amino acids. Lineage: Eukaryota; Metazoa; Mollusca; Gastropoda; Planorbidae.
AUCUUACUUCUAUUGACUGCUCUGGUUAGCGUACCUCGAAACAUGGCAAGCAACGGAGAAGGUGUCACCGUUUGGUUUCAAAGAGAAUUUUCUCUCCCCGCUAAACGAAGAGGUUGUCAUUAUAUUUCAGAAGAAAUACUUAAAGCUUGCAAAGAUGAAUUGAGUAAAAUCAAAAUAGGGACAGCUCACAUCCACAUUAAACACACAUCAGCCAGCCUGAUUUUAAAUGAGAAUUAUGAUCCUACUGUAUUAACAGAUAUGGAAAUGGUUUUAAACAGAAUAGCACCACAGGAUUGGAAGUACCAGCAUUCAUUAGAAGGACCAGAUGACAUGCCAGCUCAUGCAAAGGCAGCUCUUAUGGGCAGCAGUGUGACUGUCCCUAUCACAAAUGGGCAAUUUAAUUUAGGUACCUGGCAAGGGGUAUGGCUUUGUGAACAUCGUGACAGUGGCGGUUCCAGAAAGUUGGUGGUAACAAUGAAUGGUCUUAAAAAGUAACAAAACUGUACAUUGUGCUCAUGGAAGCGUGCAGUGCGUAAAGACAUUAUUUCCUCCCAUCUCUCCACAUUGACCAGUGAACACCAGAGUGAGGGAGAGGCGUAUUGUCAUCGAGGCAAAUAUUAAACUAGUAGAAAAUAAAGCAUAUGUUAAAGGAAGUUAAUGAAGACAGAACUAGACCUACCCGCUGCCUUUCAAUUGUUGUACUCCAAUUAUUUAAGCUGCUGUGUCUAUAGAAACUCAUUUUUAGCAAUAGAUUUUUUUAUCUUUUUUUAAAGAUUUGUGUAUGAUAAGGUAGUGUUAAAUACAAAGACAUUACGCAGGUACCCCCCUGACACUUUUUGUUGUUAUAGUUCUAGUAACUGAAAGGAUAUUUCAGCACAGAUCUAGAUCUAUAACCUUAACUCUUAUGUCUUAAUAAAAGAUUAUGCUUAGGUGUUGGGAGUGGUAGCCCUUGGCUUCUGAACCGAGAGGUUCCAAUCUCGAUGAAGAUUGGGAUUUUUAAUUCAUGAUUUUUUAGGAUGACCCUGGGCCACCAACUCUAAUGGGUACAUGUCUGCUCGUUUGGGAACGUAAAGUAGGCUAUUUGUCAUUGUACUAGCCAUGUAAGACCUUUGUGACUGCCACAAAAAAAAGGUGACAUCAUCUGCCCUAUAGAUUGCAUGGUCUGAACCCUAUUUCUACAACUCUCAAACUAGACUUGUGACAGUAUAUUUACUUUUUCACACAAAUUGUUGUUUUCGGUUACUGUAUUUUAAGCAAAAAAAAAGUUGUUAGAGAGUAACUGCACUUUGUAGUUAAUAAUGUGAGCCUCUUAAUGUAUUCAACAAGUUGUUUUAAUGUGUAUUUAGCCUUUUACUGGUUUCAUUGAUUGUAUGUAAUGUGAAAAAUCUAAACUUGCAUAGCAUGAUUUAUGAAUUGUUUCAAUUAAAUAAUUGUUUCAAGAAAGGCAAUUUGUAAGUGAUGUAUUCAAGGAUCUGGAUCAUUCACUGUAAUCCCCUGGAAAUGUGACACGCAUUUCAGAGAUUGCUGUGUUGAUAUGCGCAGGCGAAAUUCUCCAGCAGAAGUGUAUCAAGAGCUAGACCAAUAUGCUACUUAUUUCUACGUGCCAUAUAUGGCUAAUAACCAGACUAAAGAAAUUAUACCUUACUGGUACAUUAAGUGUAACUUCACAGUAUUGUUGAUCUACCCUUGUUAUUUGUAAAGAAAUAGUACCAGUUUUAAUCUUUUCUUUGUCUCCAAUCUAUAUUCCCAAUGCAGCAUUUACUUUCUCUCUCAUGAGACUGAAUCACCCUGAUAAAUCACUGGCGUUGAUCACUUCCCCUGGAGUUGGGUUAAAGAAUCUGGUGUGAUUAAAUUUUGAAGAGUCAGACUUUUUCCAGCAUCAUUCUGUAUAAGGGUCUUAUUUGUGCAGAACAUGCAUAUAUAUUUUAUUUAAACACAAUAGAUAUGUUUCAAAGAUGUAAAAUUUGCAUAAUUUUCUUUCAUUUUUCAAGAUAGUAAAAUAUCUGGUACUCAAUAUCAUGUCUAUAGUUAUUACUUUUUCUCAAUGUUUGACAUUAGGAAUAAAACAUAAGAAAAUU